CAGAGCAGAAUUAGACGUUGAAAUGAGAGUAGCGCUGUUCGUUAUAGUUGCCCACGUUUACUGCGCGGCCACCAAUCCGAUAGUUGGCUUAUUCGAUCCGGCCUGUUUCGUGGUCAGAGGAGAUUGUCCCAACAAAAACAUCACCUUUUGGCUCUACUCCAAUGAAACACGUGAUUCACCCGUUCUGCUGAACCCGCUGGAUUUGAAUCCGUGGGACUUCCAGCCACCGCGUCCGCUCAAAAUUCUAAUACACGGCUACACGGGCUACCGGGACUUCGCCCCCAGCUCCACCAUUCGACCCGCCCUGCUCGACCAUGAGGAUGUCUACGUUAUUUCCAUCGACUACGGCCCCUUGGUGCGGGAUCCCUGCUACGUACAAGCCGUACAGAAUGUGCCGCUGGUGAGCAAAUGUCUGGCCCAGUUCAUCGACAAUCUGCUAGAUCGUGGGAUUAUUCAGAGCGAUCAGCUGCACAUCAUUGGCUUCAGUCUGGGCGGGCAAGUGGCCGGACAGACGGCAAAUUAUGUGAAAAGAAAGCUACAGCGCAUAACUGGCUUGGAUCCGGCCAAGCCGCUCUUUAUCUUGGGCAGUAAUAAGCGACGAUUGGAUCCCUCGGAUGCGGACUUCGUGGAUGUCAUUCACACAGAUGUCUUAGGUCGUGGCAUGCUUCGGACCAUGGGGCAUGCCGAUUUCUAUCCGAACUUUGGACCCGCACAGCCGGGCUGCCUUGAAGAGAAUCCUAACGAUCCUGGGAGCUGCAAUCAUGAUCGCGCACCGCGCUUCUAUGCCGAGUCCAUAUAUUCGAAGAAGGGAUUCUGGGGACGGAAAUGCGCCAAUUGGUUCGUACAUGUUCUGGGUCUCUGUCCGGGGGACGCAGCUGAGGCUCUGAUGGGCUAUCAUGUGCCCCUCGAUGUGCGCGGAGCGUACUUUCUUAAGACAGGGAGCAAGUCGCCCUACGCCUUGGGCCACGCCCCCAAAACAAACAAUUCCAAAUUCCUGUCGCAACUGAGCCUUGAUUCCAAGCAAAACGAGAUCGAUCGUGACUACGAGCCCCAGCUCCAUCGCACUCUACUGAAGCUCAGGCCCUUCGAGGAUGAUGUGUUGGACGAGAAGCUGGAGAAUCUUAGCUUGUGAUAUAUUCAGUCAAUUGAAAACUAAUAAUCUAGAUAAGUACUAAUAUAAUUCUAGAAUUUAUUACUAAUUAAACACUUCACUAGAAAAAUACAAAAGAAAUUUAAUUGAUCUAAAAUGAAGUCUUAAAACAAA
Messenger RNA from Scaptodrosophila lebanonensis, 1264 nucleotides. RefSeq names its product pancreatic triacylglycerol lipase-like. Gene Ontology annotation, molecular function: lipase activity. The transcript has 3 exons. The coding region runs from base 23 to 1132 and encodes 369 amino acids. The record is from RefSeq and is a predicted model, not a curated record. NCBI's taxonomy places the organism in Eukaryota, Metazoa, Arthropoda, Insecta, Diptera, Drosophilidae. Gene Ontology annotation, biological process: lipid metabolic process.